AGGUGCGUGUGUGCUGAAGAAUGAAUUUUCAUUUGUGCUGACAGACAUCUGGGGCAUCAGGAGGCAUUGGUUAUCGAGAGGUCUGUCAGCCAUGUCCUGUAAAUAGUGACCUUGAACUAUUAACCUUAUUGUGCUAAAUAGGAUGGAAAUCUCAUUUAGGAAUCUAUUUGAAAGAGUUGUUUUAAGGCUUUGUUUCAUCAAGCUGAUUCGUGGAAGCUCGACUGACUUGCAAAAAAAAAAAAAUCUGAAUUUUAGUGUCAUUCUCGGCAGAUAUUUUCAUUUGAUGAGAAUGUGGUGCAGAGUGUGCCAGAGUAACGUCGGCCCUGCCGCAGAGUGACGUGGGCCCUGCCGCAGAGUGACGUGGGCCCUGCCGCAGAGUGACGUGGGCCCUGCCACAGAGUGACGUGGGCCCUGCCACAGAGUGACGUGGGCCCUGCCGCAGAGUAACGUUGAUAAACAACAGAGUACAGGGCGGCCUGUAGCAUUGUGGUUAAGGUCCAGACAGUACGCGCCUCCUCCCCAAACUCCUCAGUGAUGAGCGGCUCUCCACAGCGCAUCCAGAUCAUCUCCACCGACUCAGCUGUCUCCACCCCACAGCGCAUACAGAUUGUAACUGACCAGCAGACAGGUCAGAAGAUCCAGAUUGUUACGGCAGUGGACCCAUCCAGCACUUCCAAACAGCAGUUUAUUUUGGCUGCCCCAGAUGGGUCCAGUGCUGGCAAGGUGAUCCUGGCCUCCCCAGAGACACAGAAUGCCAAACAGCUUAUCUUUACCACAUCUGAUAGCCUUGUGCCUGGCCGAAUACAGAUCGUAACAGAUGCAGCGUCGGUGGAGCGGUUGCUGGGCAAGGCGGGGGACGUGGGGCGGCCCCAGCCUGUGGAGUACUGCGUGGUGUGCGGGGACAAGGCCUCAGGGCGGCACUACGGGGCCGUCAGCUGCGAAGGCUGCAAAGGCUUCUUCAAGAGGAGCGUCCGCAAGAACCUGACGUACAGCUGCCGCAGCAGCCAGGACUGCAUCGUCAACAAGCACCACCGUAACCGCUGCCAGUUCUGCCGGCUGAAGAAGUGUCUGGAGAUGGGCAUGAAGAUGGAGUCUGUGCAGAGUGAAAGGAAACCAAUCGAAUUGCCGAGAGAAAAGCCUGCCAACUGCGCCGCUUCCACAGAGAAAAUCUAUAUCAGGAAGGACCUGCGGAGUCCGCUCAUCGCCACGCCCACCUUCAUCACAGACAAAGACGGUUCCAGGUCUAGUCUCCUUGAUCCAGGAAUGCUGGUCAAUAUUCAGCAGCCGUUGAUACAAGCAGACGGAACAUUACUUUUAGCCACAGACACAAAGGCUGAAUCAAACCAAGGUGACCUGGGGACGCUAGCGAAUGUAGUGACCUCUCUGGCCAACCUGAAUGAGUCCCUGAACAAUGGCGAUACCUCAGAAGUCCAGCAGGAGGAGCAGUCUGCCAGCGAAAUAACACGUGCCUUUGACACCCUGGCCAAAGCCCUUAACCCCACAGACAGCAUCACAGGGCAGAACUUAGUGGAGGGUGUGGAUGGGGCAGGUGGAGCCACUAUCCAGGUGAUCAGUAGAGACCAGGCCACGCCCAUUAUUGAAGUGGAGGGACCGCUGCUCACAGACACUCAUGUUAGUUUUAAGCUAACGAUGCCCAGCCCCAUGCCAGAGUACCUGAAUGUGCACUACAUCUGCGAGUCUGCAUCUCGCCUGCUCUUCCUCUCCAUGCACUGGGCACGCUCCAUUCCAGCAUUCCAGGCACUUGGUCAGGACUGUAACACCAGUCUGGUGCGUGCCUGCUGGAACGAGCUGUUCACUCUCGGGCUGGCGCAGUGUGCGCAGGUCAUGAGCCUCUCCACCAUCCUGGCUGCCAUCGUAAACCAUCUGCAGAACAGCAUACAGGACGAUAAACUGUCAGGGGACCGGAUCAAACUGGUCAUGGAGCACAUCUGGAAGCUUCAAGAGUUUUGCAACAGCAUGGCCAAACUGGACACAGAUGGCUAUGAGUAUGCUUACCUGAAGGCCAUAGUGCUAUUCAGCCCAGAUCACCCAGGCCUGAGCAGUACCAGCCAGAUUGAGAAGUUUCAGGAGAAGGCCCAGAUGGAGUUGCAAGAUUAUGUUCAAAAGACUUACCCAGAUGACACCUACAGAUUGGCCCGGAUCCUGAUGCGUCUCCCAGCCCUUCGACUGAUGAGCUCCAACAUCACAGAGGAGCUGUUCUUCACAGGCCUGAUCGGGAACGUGCCCAUCGACAGCAUUAUCCCUUACAUCCUGAAGAUGGAGACGGCAGAGUACAACAGCCAGAUCACAGGCUCAUCCACAUGAUCCCUUUCCCAGGCUAUCCACAUUAGCCAUUGUUUAAAGUUGGCCCUUUUUUAUUUAUGCUUAACUCUUUUUCUUUCUUUUUUUACUUAAUAAUAGUAAUAAUAAUAAUAAUAAUAAUAAUAAUAAUAAUAAUAAAUAACUCAUUAGGCCUUCUUGCUUUGGUAACCUUUUUCUCAAAGUUUUUAUUUAUUUGGUGCUGACAUACAGUAUAAAGGCCAUGGGUGACACGAUGACCACAUGAUGACCAUAGUAUUGUAGAGAGAUACAUUGAUUUAGUUGUACCUCUCUGCUCUUACUGAAAUUCCAUUGCAUGAACUGAUAGUCUUCAUAUGUUUUACACAUGUAAUGGAACAAAUAAUAUUUGAUGCCUCUGCAUCUUCAGAUAUUUUUUUUCAGUAUCUUCAGCAAAUGGUGGCAGCAAAACAUCUCAAUUUCCCCCUGUUUAUGUUUUUUUUAAUCUAUUUGAAAAUUAUUCUUUAUUGAAGGUACUAUAAGAGAUACUACAGAACGAAGUACAAAUUCUGCAUCCGGGAGCAAAAUUUUACAUUUUAAUAUCUAAUAUAUGAAUGAGAUGCCCUUAAAUGUCCUUAUUUUGAAAACAUGAAACCAUGUACUUGUUGUUUAUAGAAUACAGGUAAGUGUUUCUUUCUAUGUUCAGAAGAUAACACUUAAGAAGACCGGUAGUUUGGUUUAGCUCUGCCCAUGAAGAAUUUUAGUCCUUAUAGGUUUAUGAUGAAAGGGAGGCUUAAUGAACUCCCAAAACGGUUUGAGAUACCGUUUAUAAAGAUUGUUUUUAUCUUAUGAUUAUUAGCAUUUCUGUGAUUUGAACCAAUGAGAUUUGCUAUGAAAAGCAAAGUUUAGUCAAGUGAGUGAUUGAAAACUCCUUUUAACCACACAUUUUGGGGCUCAUUAAAUGCUGCUCUAUCCCCCUCCCCAGUUACUAGUAGGUACAAAAAGUAACUUUAACAUGUAAUACAAUGAUAAUAUAUUCAUAAAUCAUGUGAAAGCCUAAAACAAAGGUAUAUAGGUACUUCAUGGAUUCCAUAAAUUAUAUACUUCUCUGUAUUGUCAUCAUUAUUUUUGUUGCAAAUGCAUAUUGAUACAUAACUGCUUUUCCCAAGCAUGAAGUCUAAUGAAUAACAGUGGGCUGUGUUUAUUCAUUUGUCCUUAAAUUUGAUUUAUACGUGUUACACCUUUUCUUUACAAACUCGGUUUUUGGCAGGUUUGUUUGCCAAACUGAUUUGGAGAUAAAUAAUUUGUGCUUUUAAUUAUUAAUCAAAUUUAAGGGCAAAGGGUGAUUGAAUCUCAGCCAUUGUCAUGAAGUGUAUACAAUCCUAUUUAAUCCAUACUGUAUGUGCAAUCUAAUACAUUUAUAGGCCCUUUCCUCUGCUGCCAUGACAAUCAGGUGCUGUGGGAGAUACUUUCAUAUUCUGAGAGCAUUGUCUUUUUGUCUCACUUAUUUAUUUUAUCAGGCUUAUUUCUUCACAAAUGGAAUGAUGCAGUAAUCCAAUGUUGACAGUCCUGCAAGGCUUGUUACAGCAGUGCUGAACAUUAUUGCUUUACUGAAAGCAACAAAACACUGUGGGUCUUAUGUGCAGGCAUGUUUUGCGAUUGUCAUUUUUUAAGGCAAGAACUGAUUUUAAUGUGUCUCACUGAAUUGCUAUAUUGUACAUAUAUUUGUGCGCUCUUUUACUAGUUAAGCUAGUAAUCAAGCAAUUAAUGCCAUUAGCUUUUGCGUUCUGCAUUUAAUUUCUAUUAAAUGUGCAUUAUGUUUUUUUACUGCACGGUAAGUACUGAGAUGUUAUUAAAGAUGUAUAUAUCUAUAUAUAGUUUCAAAAACUAAAUCUUGAAUUUGUUUUAAAACAAGUUUCCCCUCAUUCAAUGAAAUGCACUCUAUGUACUAAUGCAUAAUUGUGCAGUUUGACAUGGAAGAUUACAAAGCCAUGUCUAACCAUAAAAUCCACAGUUUUUGGUAAAUCCGAAUUAAUGUAUAUCUUAUUUUUAAACAGAAAUAUAUGUAUGUUAUUUGUUCUCUGGGUUUAAAACCUGCCAAGACUGUUUCGUAUCACUGUUCUUUUAUGUGAAUUGAGCUUUGUACUGUACAUGUAAUUUCAUUAAAUGAGUGCAUGUUCUUUUUUUAUUCAGAAAGUUUUAUAAUCUAAUGAGUGUCUUCAAUUCUGGAGAAAAGUGGCAUUGUUGUUUUUGUAUAUAGGGCAUCGCAGUGCAUGGAAUAGCUUAUGCAUUUUAUUAAAUGCUGUAAAAAUGUGGAGUUACAACAUUGUGGCUAAAAUACUACUACCAUACAGAGCAGUUUAUAUAAUUAAAUUACAUAAUGCAAUUAAAUGCCUGUUUCCUUGUUAAGUUUACUUGGUUCAGUGUGAAAAGGAAAAAAGUAAGAAGAUGUGGUCAAUGAAUGAAGUGUUUUUCUUUUCUAUAGAUGGAGUCAUUUUUAUAAAAUUGUUUGUAUUAGAACCUCAGCUGUGUCGAAUGUGGAUCUAUAACCUUUUGACCUUUUUAAGUACGAUUUCUGAAGCCCUUCCUUUGCUUGUUUAAAAUGGAAUAAAUAAGGAAAUAUGUGAA
Molecule: messenger RNA, 4905 nt
Organism: Conger conger (European conger)
Lineage: Eukaryota; Metazoa; Chordata; Actinopteri; Anguilliformes; Congridae
Gene: nr2c2
Product: nuclear receptor subfamily 2, group C, member 2
Exons: 14
Coding region: 535-2325 (596 amino acids)
Biological process (GO): positive regulation of transcription by RNA polymerase II; cell differentiation; anatomical structure development
Molecular function (GO): zinc ion binding; RNA polymerase II cis-regulatory region sequence-specific DNA binding; nuclear receptor activity
Source: RefSeq, a predicted model, not a curated record